Molecule: messenger RNA, 2756 nt
Organism: Xenia sp. Carnegie-2017
Lineage: Eukaryota; Metazoa; Cnidaria; Anthozoa; Malacalcyonacea; Xeniidae
Exons: 12
Coding region: 352-2607 (751 amino acids)
Source: RefSeq, a predicted model, not a curated record
CUUGAGAUAGCCGCUCUAGUUAUUAUACAACUCAAUGGUCAGGCCUAUUGAUCCACGAAAACAUUAGAGCGUGUAUUGUCGAAGUGUUCUUGUACUGUAGUUGGCGGCCCGAAAAAGUCACGCAAAAUAAAAAAUGCCAAAUAGAUGUAUUGUGGCUGGUUGCUCUAAUGUCUCUAAUGUAAAAAAAGGAGUCUCGCUUCAUUUCAUACCGUUUUCCGGAGAUGAAAGGCCAGAAGCCAAAAUAAGACGUAAACAAUGGAUUGAUUUCGUACGGUUGAAACGGGCAAAAUGGGAUCCAACACCUAAUUCCAGUUUUGCUCAGCACAUUUCGCAAAAGAAGAUUUUUCGCAAAUGUUUUCUGGUCUGUCGGCUAAAGUACCUAGAUUAGCUACCGAUGAGAUUGGCGUCGUGGCAGUCCCUAAAUAUAAUAUUGCAGCUGAAUGUCCCCCGUCAGCAAGAGCCAAGAGAAGGGUUUUAAAGGAAGCAUUGUCCACAAGUUUGUCUCGACCAGGAGAAUCAGAAGAAGAGCCAGAGGAUUUCGAACACUGCGUGCCAAUGGAAUUAAAUGUGGAUGAAGAGAUACCAAGCGAUGUUCCUUGCAGCAAAACAAACAGCGCUUUGACUCAGACAGAUGGUUGUGUUGGUUGUGCGUACCUACUGAAAGAGAAAAGGAAAACAUGGAACAAAUAUGUAGCUCUGAAAGCAAAAUACGAUGAAUUAGUGAAAGCCAAACGUUCUAAAGGUGUUCAGUGCAAUAUACUGAAUGACGAAGAGGUCAUUCAGCACAGAGCUGAAUCUGAAAUGACGGCAGGCAACGACGUAAAUGAAGAGUCUGAAGACAGCGAAGUUGAAAUGGACACGGUUGCGGACGACGAUUUUAAAAUAGAAGACGAGGCUGAAUCGGGAAGAUCGGAAUUUGAUGAAUUAGAAGAUGAAUGCAGAAGGAAUCCUAGAGAAAACAUACGGAAGGAAGAAAAAUACAUUGUUUUCCAAUCCCAGUUGAUGUUACUGUUUAAAUUUUGCCAUGUUUGCAAGGCAGAUAACCCGCUCGUAGAAAUGGUAACAGAUGGUACACUAGUUGUUGUCAAAACAACCUGUGGAAACCCCGCGUGCGAUAAAAGGAAUAACAUCUGGAAAAGUCAGCCACUUUUGCCAAACACAAAAGUAAAUGCAGGAGACUUCCUUUUAAGUUUUGCCAUACUUGUUUCUGGAGGAUCUUCCACCAAAGUGAUCAACAUGUUUCGACACAUGGGGCUUGCUACAAUAUCUAAUGAGUCUUUCUAUAGACACCAAGUGAAAAUGGUGCUUCCGACAAUCUUUCAUCACUGGAAAGACUAUCAAAGAAAGAUUCUUGAUAGAUUACAGGCUCUGGAAUCAAUUACCAUUUCUGGUGACGCACGACAUGACAGCAUGGGUCAUAGUGCAAAAUAUGGUGCUUAUACAAUAUUUUGUUGUACUUCAGCUGAAAUAAUCGAUUUUAGUUUGAUCCAGAGAAAUGAGGUUGGAAGCAGCACAGGAAUGGAAUUCAAAGGUUUUCAGAGGUGUUUGAAUUUUUUGUUGGAUGAUGGUCUGAACAUUUCCACAAUGGUGUCAGACAGGCAUCAAACCAUUGCUAAAUACAUGAGAGAGAAACAACCAAGAAUUACCCACUAUUUUGACCUAUGGCACUUGAAAAAAAAGUUACACAAGGUAUUGAACAAACUUGCAAAAGAGGCAGAUUGUGAAGAACUGGCCGAAUGGGUAAAGUCGUGCAUUAAUCAUUUUUAUUGGAGUGCUACAUCAACACAUUCAGGAAAUGGUAUGGUUAUACUUGCAAAAUUCAAGUCAUUCCUGAGUCAUGUCAUUGACAAGCAUGAUGGAUUAGAUGAUCCAUUGUAUGAUAAAUGUGCUCAUGGUGAACUGACUCCAAGAAAGUGGAUUCUUCCUGAUUCUCCAGCUUACAUAAAGCUAAGAGAUGCAAUGCUUAACCAGUCCUUUGUAAAGGGCAUUAAGCAAGCUUCUCCUUUGGAGCAAACUAGUUGUUUGGAAGGAUUCCACUCAACCAUAAACCAGUUCUCACCAAAGAUGAAUGCAUAUUCAUUUUCUGGUAUAUAUUGCAGGCACAUCCUAGCUGCUAUUCACUUUAAUGCAAAUUUGUCCUGCAAAACAAAAUUAAAUAAAGAUGGCUCACCAAUGAUCAAGAUAUCAUAUCCAAAGUUUAAAGGGGGUGAAGCUACAGUUCGAGAUAUAAAAGAAAAACAAAACUUUGAUUAUGUUGAUGAGAUCUACCAGACAUAUGUGAGAGCAUCUCAAAAUGGCAGUCUUAAGAUAGCUUAUGAACAGCUGAAUAAGAUGGCACCUGCUCCCAUGAACACCAUGCUUGAAAAAGAGAGAAGAGAAAUAGCUGUGAUGAAGAGAAAUGCCAGAAAAACCAUUGUUGUUGAAGAUAUGCCUCCAACAACACCAGUUUCAGUAGUCCUUACUCAAGAAAAGGCGGCAAAGGGUGGCAAAUCAUCUGCCAACAGAGCAAAACCAAGGUGUUCUGUCUGCAGAAAUUUAAUGGCAGGACAUAGCAAAAUAAAGGACUGUCCCAAAAACAAGAGAGUCAGAUUAGAUGCAACAGAGUGACAACAGAGUUAGAACAAACGAGAUUAUAACAAGAUCAAACAAUCAUAUUACAUAAUCAAACAAUCAUAUUACAUAUAAAUAUAGUUUUUGUUAUAAUUUGAAGUUAAUCCCACAAACCCUAAAUACAACAGUUGAAAAUUUUCAAGAGA